Eublepharis macularius is the source of this 4914-nucleotide messenger RNA. It is a transcript of the gene CEP120, whose product is annotated as centrosomal protein 120. The record is from RefSeq and is a predicted model, not a curated record. Gene Ontology annotation, cellular component: centriole; centrosome. Gene Ontology annotation, biological process: centrosome cycle; interkinetic nuclear migration; positive regulation of centriole elongation. The coding region runs from base 228 to 3188 and encodes 986 amino acids. Lineage: Eukaryota; Metazoa; Chordata; Lepidosauria; Squamata; Eublepharidae. The transcript is spliced from 20 exons.
GUAACUCGGUAUUCUGAAAGCGCCUCUCUUUCUCUGGCCUAUCCUGUCUCUGUAACGUUUCCCGGUUGCUAAGCGGCGGAGCUUUUGCGGAAAGCAAAUCUGAGGCGCCAAAGAAUACCAGACCGGCGGGACCAGAGAGCCGUUUGCCGGGUUGGAUGUUGGGAUCCGAGGCGGAAGGGCCCUUCGCGCCGCUCCUCUAGACCAGAGACCUCCGAGGCCCCUGGGCAAUGGGCUCCAGGUGCGACCAGCUUCUGAUUGUGGUCUCGAUCCUGGAAGGGCGUUAUUUUCCCAAACGUCCGAAGCAUAAACUUGUGGUAGAAGCCAAAUUUGAUGGAGAACAUCUAGCUACAGACCCUGUUGAACAUACUGAUCAACCUGAAUUUGCCACAGAAUUGGCUUGGGAACUUGACAGGAAAGCACUUCACCAACACAGAUUACAACGUACACCUAUCAAGAUACAAUGCUUUGCUUUAGAUUCUUUGACUUCUACCAAAGAGACUGUAGGUUACAUAGUACUAGAUUUAAGAGCUGCUCAAGAGAAAAAGCAGCCACCAAAAUGGUAUCUGUUACUCAGCAAUAAGUAUUCAAAAUUUAAAUCUGAAUUACAGCUAAGUGUAACAUUAGAAACUGAUACCAAAGCAUCAGUGGAUGGUUUUAAAGCAAAGGAAGCACCUCCAAGAGAUAUAACAGUACCUUUAUCUGGGUUGGACCCCAAAAAUCUUGUAGCAGUGCUGAACAAGGAGGAAGGAUAUCAUCAAAUUGGACCAGCAGAAUAUUGCAGAGACUACUUUGUUUUGUCUGUUACUAUUGCAUUUGCUACACAAUUGGAACAGCUAAUACCUACCACAAUGAAACUUCCAGAACAGCAGCCAGAGUUCUUCUUCUAUUACUCACUGUUGGGCAAUGAUGUGACCAAUGAACCAUUUAGUGACUUGAUCAAUCCAAACUUUGAGCCAGAGAGAGCAUCUGUUAGAAUUCGCAGUAGCAUUGAAGUUCUAAGAGCUUAUUUUUUGACUCACGCAAAGUUGCAGAUCCAUCUGUGCUGUGGGGACCAAUCUCUUGGCAGCACUGAAAUACUUCUUACAGGAUUGGUGAAGAAAGGAAAUGUAGACAUCCAUCAGCAAGCAGUAGCUAUUGAAGGAGCAUUCAUUCUUAUACCCCCUAAUAGAGCCCGGCAAAAACUGCCUCCAGUGCCUUUGGAUAUGGCACCCACUGUUGGGGUGUCAGUAUCUCUUCAAAAAGAUAAUGUUUCUCAGCCUAUUCAAGUAAUUACCCAGGCUGAACCUGAAAAUAUGAAGAAAGCUUUGUCUCCAAUAUGUGAUCAGGAAAGGAGUCUUGAGCAAAGUUUUCAUAAUGCACUACCUCAGACUGGUCAUUCUCCUGCCAUAAAAGAGGAUGCAACAGAAAGUGAAGUGGAAAGUAUUCAAUAUGACAGGAAUCCAGAACAACAGAAAAAAGCUUUGAAUACCCAAGUACCUGCAUCUCAGCCUCAGCAUGUCACUGGAUCUAGUACCUCUGAGCCUACUACGGGGCAAAAAAUUGCAGUUCCAGCAGCAUCUCAUCAUUUCUGCUUCUCUCUUGAUUUAAGAUCAAUCCAUAAUCUGGAUGCUGGCUUUCCUGUUAAUUGUAUAUUAAGGUACUCAUAUCCAUUUUUUGGCAGUGCUGCACCUAUUAUGACAAACCCUCCAGUAGAAGUGAGAAAAAACAUGGAAGUUUUUCUUCCUCAGUCCUACUGUGCAUUUGAUUUUGCAACUUUACCCCAUCAGCUUCAGGAUACUUUCUUCAGGUUACCACUGCUGGUCGAGCUAUGGCACAAAGAUAAAAUGGCCAAAGACUUGCUUCUGGGAGUUGCCAGGCUCCAGCUUUCCAAUGUUUUGACGAUGGAAAAAACCCGUUUUCUGGGUACUAAUGGAGAGCAGUGCUGGCGGCAGAUCUUCAGUGAAACAAUCCCUGUUACUGCAGCACAAGGGCCAAGCAAUAAAAUAGCAGAUCUUUCAUAUACUGUGACUGUAGAAGACUAUGGACUUGUGAAGAUGCAUGAGGUUCUGGUGUCAGAUUCAUCCAGGUGUUUAGGUGCUGAUGAGCCGCCACUGGUACCUCCUUCUCAGCCAGGUAAUGCUCCAGAAGUCCAGCCAGAACCACGGGAAACUCUAGAAUAUAAAGCAGCACUUGAACUGGAAAUGUGGAAGGAAAUGCAGGAAGAUCUUUUUGAGAACCAGUUGAAGAAGAAAGAGCUGGCUCACAUGCGAGCUCUUGCAGAAGAGUGGAGAAAAAGGGAUCGAGAAAGAGAAGCGCUGGUAAAGAAAAAAGUUGCAGAGUAUACAGUUUUGGAAGAACAGCUUCAGAAAACUUUGACUGAUUUAGAGAAGCGUGAAAAGCAACUUAUCAGUGCUGAAACUGAGCUCCAAAGAUUAAAGAAAGAACUCCAAGCAGAGCAUGAACGAAAUCUGCAGGAGCUUCAGGAUACCAUACGGCGAGUCAAAGAAGAGAGUGCUCAUCAGGUUGAGUUGGAGAAGUCAAGGAUCAAACAGCUGGAAGAGAACAGGAUCCACCUGCAGCAACAAAUAUAUGAAGCAGAAAACAAGUAUAAGAGUCUGGAAAAAGAGUUUCAACAAUACAAGGAGCAGCAGAGCAGCAAACCAGAAAUCCGGUUGCAAUCAGAGAUAAAUAUUCUGACUUUAGAGAAGGGGGAUCUUGAAAGGAAAUUGGAGUCAGCCACAAAGUCAAAACUGCACUACAAGCAACAAUGGGCUCGAGCUUUGAAAGAACUAGCAAGACUGAAACAGCGUGAGCAAGAGAAUGCUAUGGCCCGCCUUAAAAAGCAGCAGCAAGAGCUGGAGCAUAUGAGGCUUCGGUACCUGGCAGCAGAAGAAAAAGAACUGGGGAAGGUUCAACGACAAGAGCUGGAGGAUAUCAGAAAUGAACUGAACAGAUUAAAACAGCAAGAAGACAAAAAGCAUUUUCCUGAUUCCCAGGAGGUGUUUGGUUCACAGUUGCAAAAUGCUCACACUCAGCAAGUAAAUGAGAGUCUAGAUGAAUAUCUUGCCCGCUUAAUAGAAGAGAGGGAUACGUUAUUGAGGACAGGAGUGUAUAACCACGAAGACCACAUCGUGAGUGAACUUGAUCGCCAAAUCAGUGAGGUGCUUGUUAAAAGGAGCAGCAGCAAGGAGCAGAAUAUAAAGAACUGAUUUUUUUUCUUUUUCUGCAUAAGGAAGAAUCUAAAUUUUAAUUAGGCAUUCAUCAUGUCUUCUGAGGCCAUGAUUCUGAAGAACUUGCACAUACGUCUUCUCGCAAAACUUUCUGCAUAUGUGUAGCACAAUUCUACUGUUUUGGAGUUGUAAGAGAAGAGCAUCAAUGAAAAUGUUUUAAAACAUUUUAUAAUGUUUAUAUAUAAUUUAUUUUUGUAGGUAGCUGAGUAUAUCUGCCUCUCCAUGUUGCUUCAGGUUUUUUAUUUGAUAGUUUGUGUUUUAAACUCAAUUUUAUGUUUCUGUUUGAUUACUUGUUUUAUACCUAUAUAUUUAUCUGUUUGUCUAGAUAUUUAUCGAAACAUUUCAAUAAAAUUGCACUAGGAACAAAGGGCUCCAGUAUCUUGGGACAUUUUAAAGAAAUUGAGCCUAAAGAUGUUGCGCCUUGUCAUCUUUGAAAAGAUUUUUAUCAUAUUUUUGAACGUUUAGAACAAGUGCCCAUAAUUUACAGAUAUAUAAACCAUAUUUGUUACAUUGACGCUCUUUUGCAGUUCAUCUCUUCUCACCGAAAGUAUAAUCCUGGUUAGUGACAAGCACCAGACAUUAGCUCUCUGUUCCGUUCAGUAAUUUUAGUGGGAGGGAGGUGCAAUACUGAAAUGAAUCAUGGUAGAGCACAGUAAAUAGCACAACAAAGAGUAUUCUUUACAACUGAUAAUCAUGCCUACCCCAAUUCAGCAUGAGAGUGGUACCCAUGGAAGACAACUUCCACAUGUAGACUCCUGUGCUCUGUUGAGAGGAGGAUGUAUAGUGAUAGAGAACUCUGCUAACUGAGAUUGAGCAUAUCUGGCAAUUAGGAUAUGUGCAUUGCUUCAAAUAUUGCAUUGGGUACCAUUUGCACAGUGUUCUGAAUAUGGUUACAAUAGUCUUGCAUGCAAAUAAUUGUAUACAAUGCAUGAAUCCAACUUGCACUGCAAAGCAUGGAUGAGAAUGCUUAUUCUCGUCCAUUAUCAGGCACCACUGUAUGUGCUACCUGUGCAGUAUUUACACAAGUGUAUUGUGUAGCACAAAUAUACAAGGACCCACUAGUGAAUUAGGUCCUAUGAUCUUGUAUUGUGUCUAUAAUAUUGUCAGUGAGCUUCUGGAAACAUUCUGUUGGGAUAUGGGGGCUAGUAUUCUUUCUACCUGUAGACGAAUAAAACUCUUUCAGUCUCAGAACAUCCAUCUUCCUUAGUUUUACUAUAAUUAGAAUGUGCUGUGUUAGGGCUACAACUUUGCCUAUGUUAGCAAGAUUGCUAUCCUGUGAUGUUAAUGGUGCCAAAAAGUGAUCCAGCUCAGUAGGCAGAAAAUGUGAAGCAGCUAUUUUAAGCUUGACAUGCAUUCCUAUAUUUGGUCCAUCAGUAUUACUGUGUGAAAGUGUCUUUCAAAUAUGCCUCUUUUCAACAAAAACAGUUUCUCUUCUACAGUUGAUCUUUAUAAGAGCUAGUUAUCAGUGAGUGGGGAGAAGCAGGCUUCAGUGUUUCAGUGGUUUUUGAUAUAAAACUGAAAUAAAAAACACAGCCAUUAGCUCUAUUAUUAAUCUUCCAUGUUUAUUCACUGUUUUAUUCUACAUUAUAGACCAUAGAUUUUGUUUCAGUUGUGGAUUACCUCUAAAUAUUGGGCUUAAUGUUCCAAUUUCUUGUUCAGCAGGGCUGCAAUAUAAAUAACCAAAUGCAGAUCUUGAUCAUUUUAA